GAGGAGGGCUGAGGAUGGAGGGUGUUCCCUCUUGCUUCUGCCUAUGUGUCAAGUGGCAGGAGAAAUUUUGAAAGCUGUAAGGAGGAGCUAGUGACUGGGUUUUGGGGUGUUUCGUACCCCACCCUCCCCACUUGUAGGAAAACCUCUUCACAUUCAGAGGUAAUUGAAUUGGAAGGAGGAGGACUGGCCUGGAAAUAGGAGAAAGCAAUUCUCCUGCUGCUCCUUCUGUCUUUUAUCGCUUUGCCUCCUGACUCUCCUCCAAACCCAGCUCAGCUGCGCCAAGGUGGCCGCAGCGUGCCCCGCACACGUGCCAGCCAUUGGGAAUCUGCUUAAGCCCAGGGUGGCAUCCCAAGCUGCCCUGCUAUCCAGCCACCAGUCCUGACCAUUGGGACCACUUCUGAUGGCUGCAGCCUCUGCUGCCCCAGGGAGCAUCUUCUGUAAGCAGCUCCUUUUCUGUCUCCUGGUUUUAAUAUUAUCUUGUGAUGCUUGUCAGAAAAUUUCUCUUCAAGUUCCUUCUCAUCUUCAGGCUGAAACACUUGUAGGCAAAGUGAAUCUGAAGGAAUGUUUCCCAUCCACCAGUCUAAUCCUUUCCAGCGACCCUGACUUCAGGAUUCUAGAAGAUGGCUCCAUUUACACAACACAUGACCUCAUUUUGUCUUCUGAAAGGAAGAGCUUUUCCAUUUUUCCUUCAGAUGGCCAGAGCCAGGAACAGAAAAAGAUAGAAAUUGUACUGGAUGUGAAAGGAAAGAAGGUUCCGAAGAAGAGGCACACCAGAGACACAGUUCUCAAACGCAGCAAGAGACGAUGGGCCCCUAUUCCCUGUUCGCUGAUGGAGAACUCAUUAGGUCCAUUUCCACAACAUGUUCAGCAGGUCCAGUCUGAUGCUGCACAGAACUACACCAUCUUUUACUCCAUAAGUGGACCAGGAGUGGACAAAGAGCCCUUCAAUUUAUUCUACAUAGAUAAGGACACAGGGGACAUCUUUUGUACGCGAAGCAUAGAUCGUGAGCAGUAUGAACAGUUUCCACUCUACGCCUAUGCCACAACAGCAGACGGUUAUGCCCCGGAGUACCCACUCCCCUUGCUGUUCAAAGUUGAAGACGAUAAUGAUAACGCUCCCUAUUUUGAAAACAAAGUGACUAUCUUCAGUGUGCCUGAAAAUUGUAGAACUGGAACUUCAGUGGGACAAGUGACUGCCAUAGACCUUGAUGAACCAGACACUCUCCAUACUCGUCUGAAAUACAAAAUCUUACAGCAAAUCCCAGAUCAUCCAAAGCAUUUCUCCAUACAUCCGGAUACAGGUGUCAUCACCACAACUACACCUUUACUGGAUAGAGAACAUUGUGAUACAUACAAGUUAAUAAUGGAAGUGCGAGAUAUGGGGGGCCAACCUUUUGGUUUAUUUAAUACAGGAACAAUUACUAUUUCACUUGAGGAUGAAAAUGACAAUCCACCAUAUUUUACAGAAACUUCUUAUUUUACAGAAGUAGAAGAAAACAGAAUUGACGUUGAGAUUUUACGAAUGGCGGUACACGACCAGGACUUGCCAAACACUCCUCACUCAAAGGCUGUCUACAAGAUCCUACAGGGAAAUGAAAAUGGAAACUUCAAAAUUAGCACAGACCCCAAUACAAAUGAAGCAGUCUUGUGUGUUGUCAAGCCAUUGAACUAUGAAGUGAAUCGCCAGGUUGUUUUGCAAGUUGGUGUCCUUAAUGAAGCACAAUUCACUAAAGCAGCAAAUUCAAAAACUCCUACUAUGUGCACUACAACUGUCACUGUUAAAAUUAAAGACAGCGAUGAGGGUCCUGAAUGCCAACCGCCAGUGAAAGUUAUUCAGAGUAAAGAUGGCCUCCAAGUUGGACAAGAAUUGCAGGGAUACAAAGCGUUGGAUCCUGAUACACGCAGUAGUGAAGGCUUAAGGUAUAAGAAGAUAGGAGAUGAAGAUAACUGGUUUGAAAUUAAUGAACACACUGGUGACUUGAGAACUAUAAAAGUACUAGAUAGAGAAUCAAAAUUUGUAAAAAACGACCAAUACAACGUUUCUGUGGUUGCAAUGGAUACAGAUGGCAGAUCUUGCACGGGAACAUUAGUAGUUCUUUUGGAAGACUUUAAUGAUCACCCACCACAAAUUGAUAAGGACGUGACAAUUUGUCAGCAUGAUAAGGAUUACGCUGUGCUGGAACCUGUAGAUGCUGAUGGACCGGAGAAUGGUCCACCUUUUCAAUUCUUUCUGGAUAAUUCUGCCAACAAACUUUGGAAUUUAGAAACAAAAGAUGGUAAAACUGCCAUUCUCCGUCAGCGGCAAAUUCUUGAUUAUAACUAUUAUACUGUGCCUCUCAUAAUAAAAGAUAGGCAUGGCUUAAAUGCAAAACACAUGUUAACAGUGAGAGUAUGUGACUGUACAACUCCAUCAGACUGUAAAAUGAAUAUGAAAAAUGUGAGAGAUGUUAAGCCAAAUGUAAUACUUGGAAGAUGGGCUAUUCUUGCCAUGGUGUUGGGUUCUGCAUUGCUGUUAUGUGUUCUGUUUGCUUGUUUCUGUGUUACUGCUAAGAGAACAGUAAAGAAGUGUUUUCCAGAUGUAGCCCAACAAAAUUUAAUUGUGUCAAACACUGAAGGACCUGGAGAAGAAGUGAUGGAAGCAAAUAUUAGACUCCCCACACAGACAUCCAAUGUUUGUGACACAAGCAUGUCUGUUGGCACUCUUGGUGGCCAAGGAAUCAAAACACAGCAAAGCUUUGAGAUGGUAAAAGGUGGCUACACUUUGGAUUCCAGCAAAGGCGGUGGACAUCAGACCUUGGAAUCUGUCAAGGGAGCAGGACAGGGAGUAAUGGAGGCUGGAAGAUACACAUAUACCGACUGGCACAGCUUCACCCAACCUCGGCUUGGUGAGAAGGUGUACAUGUGUGGACAAGACGAGGAGCAUAAACAUUCUGAAGACUACGUGCGUUCGUAUAACUACGAAGGGAAAGGGUCUAUGGCGGGCUCUGUAGGCUGCUGCAGUGAUCGGCAGGAAGAAGAAGGGCUUGAGUUUCUAGAUCACCUGGAACCCAAAUUUAGGACGCUAGCAAAGACAUGUGUCAAGAAAUAAAUGUGUGUUUUAACAGAGAAACAUCUACAAAUGCAUAUGUAGGAGUUUGUUGAAUGUAAAUUGAUAGCAGCAUCUGCUAGUAUUUUGUUUAUUGGAAGUAAACUUUGAGUCAUGUAUAGAUAAGGAUGCUAUAAAUACAAGGCUCCCUGAAAUUCACCUCGUCUCACGUAACUUCCAUAUUCUCUAGAAAGAAAAGUUUCGUGUGUUAAUUUUCUUUUCUAUGCAUGUAUAUAUCGCCCUUUUCAGGACUCUACCAAUGUGCGUUCUUGCAUCUUCUAUUUGAAAACUUAUGUUACUCUCUAUGCUACGGAAGCGUGCGGUGGGAGAGCUGGGUAUUGUCGAGGCUAAUAAAAAAUGCAUUUUAAUUUGAGAUGAAAAUUAGAUAUUUUCCUUCAAAAUUCUGGGGAGAUUGUUCUUAGAAAUCCUCUUAGAAACACUGUCUUUGGUGCCAGAGAAUUGAUUUCUCUACCUGAGUGGCUGUGUAUUGAAGGACUUUCGUAUUCUUUGGUUCAGUCUUCAGUUUGGGAAAUAAGUCCUCAUUUCUCACUACACUUUUCACACUGCGGAGAUGUUCUCAGCACUGUUGCUUUCAGGAGUCUUCAGCGCUUGGUCCUUGGAUCUCUGCCCAUAUGAAUCCAUAUUCAGGUUCCUACAGCUUCUAGGUUUGUCGGAAAGGCAUGGACCAGAACAAGCCCAUAAUAAUGUGAGCCAGAGAUUUUAUAAGGAUCAGAUGGGAGAAUUUCCAAGAAAGAAUUGCAACCUUGAUGCCCAUGGUGUGACUUAGACUCAAUAAUAGGUUUUGUUUGCCUACCGGGAUGUAUUAUUACCUUUUUAAAAUAUAAAUACCUUGACAAGAGCAUGCACUGUCUAGUUUGGCAGAGGCUCGCCAUCUUCAAGCAUUUGUAAAACCAGCCUGGCAGGCAUUAGAUUUGCAAGCCUGAGACACGGUGCUUAGCCUUUUAAAUAUGGUAAAAAUGGAAUGAGGAUCCAUAUUGGAAUUUAACACUCUGCCUACCUUGGUAAUUACUUUAAGAAAAUGGAAAAUCAGAAAUACUGAAUUUCUAGCAUGUAAAUGUUAAAACAUGGAAAUCUAUGAAAGCAACACUCAACCAAACAUUUGUUGAAAGAUGGAUAAAUGAAUGAACACAUGAGUUAAUAAAUUAUUUUGAAUGUGUAACAUUUUAAUAGGCUAUUAUAUUGUAUUAAUUUAGAAAGCAGUUAUAUAUUUAAAUAAUAUUUUAAUAUUAUUUUUUGUGCCAAAACUCUCUAAAUUUGCAGACAAUAGCAGCAUAUAUUCCAUGGAAAUAUGGAACUCUCUAAAUUUGUGCCAAACUCUCUAAAUUUGCAGACAAUAGCAGCAUAUAUUCCAUGGAAAUUUCUCAUUCAGACCAAAAAACUGUUUCAUUUUCUUUAAUUUAUUAACUAGUUAACUAUUGAAAAGAGUAUUUGAUUUUUAAAAAAUUCUGUAAUUAUUCUUCUUAUUCUCAAUCACAGCUUCUGAUUAAAGCUAUUUCUUGAUGUGAAAUUGAGUAUUAAAGCAGAAUAUAAAAGUAGUUCUAAUAAAUAAAUAUUUUAUUUUAUAGGAUGUCCAUAAUAUACAAUUUUUAUAGCAACUGUAGGUAAAAUUAUUUUUGAGGGUAAUGCAAUUUAUGUUGUCUGAGGUAUACAUUACUCUGACAAUGGUACCAGUUCAGAAAUUUUUAAGUAUAACAUUAAAAAUUUGGAAAUGAAUCACGCCAUGUUAUAUUGUUGAAUGUAGGUGCAGAACAUUUUCUGAGCAAUUAAAAACUAUUAGCCAAACAUUAAUUUAUAUGUGUUUGUUUAUGUUUUCAUUUCUUAUAUUUACUUAAAUAGGAAAGGGAAACUUUAUAUACUUUAUAACAUAAAGUAUAAUUAAAAGCCAAAAGUUAUCAAAAUAAGACACCCUAAAGUAUUACCAGAAUUGUUAGAAAGUACGGAAAAUGAAUUUGUAUUAAGCAGUUUUGGCUAGCUUAAAUAUUUUCAAAUAUUAUUAAAGUUUAUCUACAAAGGAAGUAUGAUUUGUCUUUCUUUAGGAAACCCAUGUUCUCUGUUUACAGUCAAAACUAAAUGUUAUUUGUAUGACUGAUAAAAUUUAUAAAACUCCACUGGCCUGUUUACCAAUUGAGUUGGUUAAUAAAACAUUGUAUUAUCUUUA
Neogale vison (American mink) is the source of this 5264-nucleotide messenger RNA. It is a transcript of the gene DSC1, whose product is annotated as desmocollin 1. The coding region runs from base 401 to 3088 and encodes 895 amino acids. Gene Ontology annotation, cellular component: plasma membrane; desmosome. Gene Ontology annotation, biological process: homophilic cell-cell adhesion. The record is from RefSeq and is a predicted model, not a curated record. The transcript has 16 exons. Gene Ontology annotation, molecular function: calcium ion binding. Lineage: Eukaryota; Metazoa; Chordata; Mammalia; Carnivora; Mustelidae.